GGUCUGGCCGAGGGCGCGAUAGUGGAGUACAGUGAAGCUGCCGGGGACCUUGACUAUCGCCAAUUUGUUCAUAUGGUUGUAGAGGAGGUAUUUCAUGGUCAGAAGCUACCAUUUGAUCUGACCGAGUGGCUAAGGAUCAUCUCCCAGGGAGUGAACGCGUGUCAUGGCAGCCUGCUCUGCAGCCAUAUUGACCUGAUGGAGCCAUAUCAAGGAUACGGAAACUUUGUCUCAUUGUUUCAGCUAUUCUGGAAAGUCAAAGAUACCACUGGUGGAGAAGAUCUGCUAAACUCUCUGGGACAUUACAGGGGAUGGAAAUCUAAGGGCCUGCAAUGUUCAUUUCUUCAUGAUACAUUGACCUACGAGGAUGAAGCUGGCCAUAGUUUUGAAUAUGAAGAUGACAUCAGAGGACUUCUGAGAUUAUUGAUGAACUCCUUCUGUCACUCGGCAAAAAGCCACUGCAGGCUCGCUAUCUACCUGAUUAUGAAUGAGUCCCGCAGGUUGUUGUCUGAUCUUCAAAGGGCGCUGCACCAGGGUGGUUACCUUAGUCACCUGUCUGUGAAUUACAGUAUGUGA
Molecule: messenger RNA, 573 nt
Organism: Triticum urartu
Lineage: Eukaryota; Viridiplantae; Streptophyta; Magnoliopsida; Poales; Poaceae
Source: RefSeq, a predicted model, not a curated record